UGUCGAUGCUGUCAUAAAACUCUUUUCUCAGUUCGAUUUUGCACUCGAGCAAAUACAGACGGUCGUCGUGCAACAGUGGGAUGCUCUGCACGAUGAUGCUCAGGACUUGGAGAUUCACCAGUUUUAUAUUUACAGAUUUCGCUACACCUUUGCCUCAGCCUUGCUAGUACCACGUGUUCAGGAGCCAGGCCUAGGAGUCGUGUGUUCAUUCCAAGUCCAUUUGCUCGUCAACGUAAGCUUGGACUAGCAAUCGUACGUGGUCUGUUCUUGAGGUUGUGAAAUAAUUCAUCAUGGGAUUGCGCAAUGGUUCCCUCGUCUGCGAUUACUGCUCGAGCACAAUUUUUACAUUCGAGCCGUUUCAGAUCGCAUGGACUGCAAAGGACUCGUCAGAUCCUAAAGCAGGCUUCUCAUACACCACUCAAACUUGGCAGGAGAUUGAUGAUGGGGAAAAUAAAGGAUGCAAUUGGUGUGAUAUUCUUUGGGGAGAGAUUCCUUUCUGGUAUCAGCACCGCAAGAAAAAGGAAUCGCCUAUGCCAGAGGAGACUUUCAAAAUAACUGUACGGUUCGAAAAACGAAAUUCAGAAGAUGAUAUUGUCCUAAAAGUCAUGAUUGAAGACGACUGGUCGCCCAGGUAUCAAGUGCGGUGCGAUCCAGAUGAAAAUGCGGCUGCCUUUGUCCCUGGCAGAAAGCUGGUGUGGCAGGUUGCAUCUCCUCGAGCCUUCAAGCUUGCAUUGGACUGCCUUGCACAAUGCACGCUUCGUCAUGAUUGUCCCAAAUGUCAGGAAGCAAGCCUCCCAACCCGUGUAAUAGACUGUUCGGAUCCAGAACGGCCAAGACUUGUUCUCACUGAAGGCACGCAAGGCUUUUAUGCAGCGCUUAGUUACGUCUGGGGUGAACCGCAACCGCACAGCGUCUGCACCACAAAACUCUCUACGUACCUGGAAUCAAUCGACAUACUCCUCCUUCCGAAAACCAUCAGAGAUGCCAUAUUUUGUACCCACAGUCUCAAUCUCCGUUAUCUUUGGGCCGAUACCUUGUGCAUUUUGCAAGAUUCGGACGAAGACAAGCAGCGCGAGAUUCCGCAGAUGUGCGAUAUAUACCGAUGUGCAUACGUAACAAUCAUCGCAGCCAGCUCGCAGAAAGUCAGCGAAGGAUUUCUCCAUAACCGCAGAAAACCAGUUGAAACACUACUGCCAUUCUGGUGCCCGGAUGGGAAGCUCGGUACCAUUUCAGUUGAUGAAAGUGAUGGGGAUGCCAGGUCAUCCCAAGAGCCAGUGAAUCGCCGAGCUUGGUGUUUCCAAGAGCGCCUUCUCUCCCCUAGGACCUUGGUGUACGCUUCGCACACUCUCCAGUAUCAGUGCCAGACAGCAAUGAACGAAAUCGGAGACAUCUGGAAUUACAUUCCCUCGACAGAACUUGGUGAAUUGCGCUUGCCAUGUAUGAUGAUCUCACGCACACCGUGUAGGACGCUUUCGAGCAAUGACGUAGAGGUGUUGCUGACAGCCUGGCGGAAUGUUCUACACGACUACACGCAACGCGCUGUUUCGGAUCCCUCUGACAGGCUCAUGGCGAUCUCAGGGAUCGCUCAGCUUUUCCAGCGUUGGUGGGGAAGUAGCAAUCGUUACAUCGCUGGGUUAUGGGAACGCAAUUUGUCCUCUGACCUCCUGUGGUACAGAGAUUGCCCAUCUGACGGAAGUCUUGUUACAGAGCGAUUUCUUGCACCAUCGUGGUCUUGGGCUGCCACGAUUGGAUGCGUCGUUGCCGGAUGGGACAAAAAAGUCGGAAACAUCAUAUGGGACGUGCAAUCAUGUGACGCAAUGCCAGUCUCCGGCAAUCAUCCUCUUGGCCAGGUGAAAGGCGGGAGAUUGAUUGUUAGAGCUAUCGUGAGAGAUGUGACCUGGGAUCCCGCAGAGCCCAAGUUGUUUGAGCUAAAGCGACCUUGUGUUUCGGUGGCGGAGACAGGUGAUGAGCCUGAAGAACGCGACGGAGCUUGCAGCGUCCGAAGCUUGCCAGCUUCAGCUGCUCAAGUCGUUGAUACCACUGUUGAUACGGAGCUAGCGGUCAAGGACUCAGACCAAAUCAAAAUUACCACCCUUCCCGGGCCGAAUGCCAAGCCCACUUCUGCUUCUCCGGUAGAACAUGUCGAUAUUCGAAUGUGCAAUGGCGAACAAGGCAAAAAGGGAUCGAAGCUAAUAAAUAUAGGUCAUUCCUUCAUAACAAACUUGUUGAAGUUGGUGCCAUGUCUUGUGCAUCGGAAAAACGCGCAUACCACAGAAACUGCACCCACAAGACGACCUGCUACCUCCCGCCAGAUCACUAGUAACGACACUAAUGGCAAUGACAUUCGGGCGGAAGCGAUGACACCGCAGGACCAUUCAACGAACACGGAGAUGGUUGUGGCAUCGACAGAGGCUAUCGAAAUAGGAUGCGGGGGAGAGUCUGAUGACAUAGGUUCAAACAACCAUGCAAAAAGGUGCCAAUCCAAUGAAGUUACCGUGCCUUCAAAGGGGCGGGAACGACAUAUUGGUUAUGGGUAUUUUGACUAUGACAGUGCAGGAAUUGGCGCUGACAAGGGCAAGGCUGUCGUAGUUGGCUCAGAUAAAGGGGAGAACCCCGGCCACUUAACGGGCUUGAUCGUCGUUCCUGCUGGGAGCGCAGGAGAGUUCCGCCGCGUGGGCAUAUUCCAUGUCGAUGGGAGGUUCUAUGAAGAUGAUGAAGCCCCUUACUGCGAUAUAAAAUCAUGGCUGGAUACACCUAGUACUGAGGUCAUUACGAUAAUUUGAAGUAGGCAUAUUCACUACUUAGCAUCGUAUAUAUUUAUGCUCGGUGUAGUCGCAACGCCAGUAGUAUCUAUGCGUUGUUAAUCGAUCGUUUAUCUGUGGAGAUCAAGUUCAGCGUGUCCGGGGCAUCCUCACUCAAUGGUAGUGGUGAACAGUGAACAGUGUUCACUGUUGAACGGAAAGUCUAAGCCUACUAAUCGUGGGUCUGGCAAAACAUGUCAAAGUCUGCCGAGCGCAAAGUCAGUCCGAAGAUCCGU
Messenger RNA from Suillus subalutaceus, 3037 nucleotides. Its product is annotated as heterokaryon incompatibility protein-domain-containing protein. NCBI's taxonomy places the organism in Eukaryota, Fungi, Basidiomycota, Agaricomycetes, Boletales, Suillaceae. The record is from RefSeq and is a predicted model, not a curated record. Bases 291 to 2783 code for a protein of 830 amino acids. The transcript has 4 exons.